AUGAUGAUUCUACCAGGACGUAGAUCAUCACAACUGUUCAUGGCGAUUGACGAUCAGCAAGAAGAAGAAGAAGACGAUCGCAGCGAAGGACUCCGCAAGGCGCUCUUGACGGUGGGCGAAGCCGCUACCACGUCCGACAUUAACGUGGGAUCGACCGUGGUGGCAGGAAACAACAUUCCCAAUUUGGGCAUUUGGCAAUUUCAAUCCUACGAACUACAAACAAUCUACGAUCAAGGCAUGAACGAAGAAACCGGUGCUGUCGAAAAACUACCACGGACGAGGCUGGAGGAUCCGGUACAACCUUCUAGUAGUUAUUACACCCGCUAUGUCACCUUGUUUUCGGAAAAGCAUCAUGGAGGCAAAAAUGGCAUGGGACCGGUCGUGGUGUCGCCCAACGAAGUCGAACUCAGCAGCAUGCAAACCGAAGUGGUCGACUCGGUUGUCAUGGCAUUGCCAUUGUUUGCAUUCUGGACGGCACUGGCCUUUAGUUUUGCCAAUCAAUACACGGCACGGACUGGAGGGACCUUUGUGGACGCAUUGUUUGGAAGAUAG
Molecule: messenger RNA, 552 nt
Organism: Seminavis robusta
Lineage: Eukaryota; Bacillariophyta; Bacillariophyceae; Naviculales; Naviculaceae
Source: the annotation of a GenBank genome assembly